CGCGAAGACUUCACACUGUCCAGUUCUAACCUCUACCACAGUGUUAGAGCAAUUAAAUCCUGGCCUACUAAAUAGUACUUGUUUCCGAGUUCUCUCAUUCCAUGUUUAAUUUGGCGCAAGAUGCGCCGAGACCUGACCAUUUCCUCUUGGUACAUUGUUUCUAGUAUAGCAUAUACCGAACAGCGACGAGUUCUAGCUCCAUCUAUAGCUGCAUUCCAAGAACAAUUUGUCUACUAGAUAAAUGCAUCUCGAAUCGCGGGCGGCAUGUUCCCCCCCUCUGCACAAAUGGCACCGCCUCUGGCUCCCCCCAUCUAAAUUUAUAACGCGCUGCUAGCUACUCCCGGCAACUACUGUGGGGCAGGGGCGCAGGUGGCUCCGACAGCUCCGCCGGGGCUGCUCGCAAGUGGAUGGUCCAUUUCCGCAUUGUGAGGCACAACGCUCCAGCACGCUUAUCAUUAAUAUGUCGACAAAGGAAUUGGAAGAUUUACGCCGCCUUAUCGCAGAAGAACGACGUCUGCGCGAAGAAGAACAACGCCUGCGCGAAGAAGAACAACGCCUGCGUGAAGAAGAACAACGCCGACGUGAGGCUGCCGAACAAAGUCUACGCGCAGAAGAACAACGUCGACGCGACGAAGAAGAAAAUCGACGCGCAGAAGAUCUACGUCGACGUGAAGAAGAAGAAAAUCGACGCGUAGAAGCUCUACGUCGACGCGAAGAAGAAGAACAUCGACUUGCGGUCGCGGAGGAACUUGCCAGGGAGUCACGACCACAAACACUUGAACAGUAUCUCGGGGCUACGCAUGAACUGGAUCUUAGUAUUCAAGUCGUCACUGACCCGUCCUCGACCACAAAAGGCGAUGCUACGAAUCCGGCUGGUCGGAUAUACCCUCGACGCAUCGUCCCAUGGCAUGACUUCGCAGCAAAACAAGAAGAAGUCUGGGAAAGACUAUCUACCAGCCCACAGUUCUACUCUGAAGCCGCUUUUCCUUCAAAGCAUCAAUUAGCGUAUGUUCAGUCCAUUCUUCAACCUAUUAGUAGUGAGAUUGGACUUCGGAACUUUGAGCGUGAUGUGGUAGAGAAUGCUGUCCAGAAGCUGGUCGAAAGGUCUUAUAAAGACCCAGUGUUGAGGGAAAAUCUCGGCCUGCAGGGGACGGUUGCUUUUGAGAGCCAUACUAACCUUACCGCUCCUAAUAACACCCUAUCUGAAUCACUCGAACAGAUGUCAAUCGGCGAUAGCGUGGCACCAGCUGGGCCAUCGACGUCCCGAACGAAGUAUCGACAACAAACAACGCGGCGACGAGCAAGGGGAAAGGGCAACAGAGCGGAUCAAUUCUGCAUUUACAGAACCUCCGAUGGGCGGAAUAUCCCAGUGCUCGCAAUUGAAUAUAAAGCACCACACAAAGUUGGUAUAGACGAGAUUGUUACUGGUCUCGAGUCAGAGAUCCAACCUGAUCGUGAUGUGAUCAACCAAGAUGUUGAUAGCUUUGCGUCGAGUUCUCGAGCUCUCUCUGCGGCAGUUGUUACUCAGCUCUUUUCAUAUAUGGUCGGAAAGGGCAUACCGUACGGCUACUUCUGCACCGGCCAAAUCCUCGGAUUUCUUCACAUUGGAGAUGAUCCAGCUACUGUCCAGGUUGCACUUCGCGUACCUGCCUUAGAUGUCGUGGACAGCGAUGAGAAUGGGCUUCACUUCACAGCCACUGCACAAGUAUUCGCCUUCUUGCUCCAGGCGAUGGCCGCCGAUCCACCCCCCGAGUCAUGGCACGAUGCAGCAGAUAAGCUUGACACUUGGGUUGUUGAGUACGACGACAUUUUGAGCAAAAUCCCCAUCUCGGCAAAGAAAAAAGAACGCCAUGCGCCGUCGUAUCGGCCGCAGCGGUGGAAAGGCUUCAAGCGAUCGCCGAUUCAAACACGUUCACGUUGUAAGCGCUCUAAUCCGGCCUUGUCUCAUUCAGAAAGUGAUGAUGAUCCCCCGUCGCCAACUCCAGACCCAUCCACAAAGACCAACCAGCAAGUGACUCCGGAUGGGACCGCCAGGGCGAGUGACAAAACGAAACAUGGCAGUGGAAAUCAUUCGAACCAGCAAGUCCAACAGCAUCAGCGCCAGCUUCAAACCAAUGCAGUUAAUAUUAAAGAUCGACUGUUUUGUACACACAAAUGUUUGCUCGGGUUGGCAAAUGGCGGACCGCUAGACCCAGCCUGUCCAAAUCUACCAACCCACGGCCAACAUCAUAUUAAGCAGGCCGAAUUUAUAGAGCGCAUACGAACUCAGCUUAGAACAGACCGUGGCCACAACGCAGAUUGCAUGUGCCUCUAUUUGUCGGGCCGCCGUGGUGUACUGUUCAAGGUGACACUCUCUUCACACGGCUAUACAAUGGUAGCGAAAGGCAUGGAGAGUUUUGAUCAACAUUUUCUACUUCACGAAAAGAGCAUUUAUGACAGACUACGCCCCAUCCAAGGCAGAUCUGUACCCGUUUGUGUUGGUAUUGUUGACUUGGUGCUCCCUAACCAUUUUGACGGCGGCGUUUAUAGCCAGUUUCUCUUUCUUAGCUGGGCUGGAGAACCUCUGCCCAAAUGUGUAAAUGCAACGCAGGAAGUUAGCUUAGUGGGCGGUGUGAAGGCGGCUCUGAAGGCAAUUCAUCGACUACGAGUAUUACACCGCGACGUUGCGGGACGUAAUAUAUUGUAUGAUGCGAACGGCAAUGUUAUGGUGAUCGACUUCGAGGGCUCAGAGGUCCGCGACAAACAGCCUCUCGAACAGCUCAGCUUAAAUAUUCUGAGACAGAAACGCUGCUAUCAAGAUAAAAAAGAAAGAGACGAGUUCGCGAGAGAAUUACAGGCUGCCCUUGACUUAAUUACGAGCCGAGCCAUGACUUCUAAUUUGACUGGUACGAGUCUGAGAGUGAUGGAGGAUAACGUAACCAAGGAAACUCUUCUCAAUAUAAACCGAGCUUCUAGACCAAGAAGAUCGAGGAUGAGGCAGAUUGGCAGCUAUUUUGACGAUGAGAUGGUUAGAUUAAAGGCACAACACACGGCCGACCGAGCGUCAACAUAUAGGAACCAAGUUAGAUAGAAAGUUGUUAAGUAAGACCUAAGCAGUUAUUUCAGUAUCAGAAAUAGAAAUAUUAACUACAAGGUCUGAAUCGGACGGGCAACGGGAGCAGCUAGCCCCCUUCGACCGUCCUAAAUAAAGCUAUGAAAUAAGAGAGUAGAUUAUUUAACCCUAAAUGUUAGGCUAUUGUAGACAUGUAGUAGGAUCAUUUGGCGAAAACCCAAUGAUGUAUACCCUCCCUGAAGCACACCCAAUUACGAUAGUACGUCCUGACACAGCUGAGCAAGUUGGCCGAACCUCUACUGGGAGCCAGAGCAAGUUAUCUCCAUUCCACGUGACCCAGGACCUAUCCCUAUUAAUGCCAUAGCCAGAAGGAUUCGUAGAUAUUACCUUGCUAUAAGAAUGUGUAGAAGUUGAUAUAGGGCCGAUGCGAUAUAUGGCAAUGGCGCCAACAUCAGUUAGUAGAAGCAAGGUAUUUGGUUUAAAUGAUAGGAAAUAUGAAGUGAUUCCAAGAUUAACAGCUUGGAUGCAUUCUCCUGAGUCGGUGUGCCAGAGCCGUACAGUCCCGUCAUCAGAGGCUGAUGCUAUUAGCAUCGAGUCAUGCGAGAAGGCCACAGAUUGAACCCCGUUGAUAUGGCCCUCGAGCGUCUGGAUACAUUCUCCCGAGUCGGUGCGCCAGAGCCUUACAGUCCCGUCAUCAGAGGCUGAUGCUAUUAGCAUCGAGUCAUGCGAGAAGGCCACAGAUUGAACCCAGUUACUAUGGCCCUCGAGCGUCUGGAUACAUUCUCCCGAGUCGGUGCGCCAGAGCCUUACAGUCCCGUCAUCAGAGGCUGAUGCUAUUAGCAUCGAGUCAUGCGAGAAGGCCACAGAUUGAACCCAGUUACUAUGGCCCUCGAGCGUCUGGAUAUAUUCUCCCGAGUCGGUGUGCCAGAGCCGUAUAGUCUUGUCAUCAGAGGCCGAUGCUAUUAGCAUCGAGUCAUGCGAGAAGGCCACGGAUUGAACCCAGUCACCAUGCCCCUCGAGCAUCUGGAUACAUUCUCCCGAGUCGGUGCACCAGAGCCGUAUAGUCUUGUCAUCAGAGGCCGAUACUAUUAGCAUCGAGUCAUGCGAGAAGGCCACGGACCGAAUCUCGCUGCCAUGGCCCUCGAGUAUCUGGAUACAUUCUCCCGAGUCGGCACGCCAGAGCCGUAUAGUCUCGUCACUAGAAGCCGAUGCUAGUAGCAUCGAGUCAUGCGAGAAGGCCACAGAUUGAACCCAGUCACUAUGGCCCUCGAGCGUCUGGAUACAUUCUCCCGUGUCUGCACGCCAGAGCCGUAUAGUCUUGUCAUGAGAGGCUGAUGCUAUUAGCAUCGAGUCAUACGAGAAGGCCACGGACCGAACUCCAUCGAUAUGGCCCUCGAGCGUCUGGAUACAUUCUCCCAAGUCGGUGCGCCAGAGCCGUACAGUCUUGUCAUCAGAGGCUGAUGCUAUUAGUAUUGAGUCAUGCGAGAAGACCACGGACCAAACCCAGUCACUAUGGCCCUCGAGCGUCUGGAUACAUUCUCCCGUGUCUGCACGCCAGAGCCGUAUAGUCUUGUCAUUAGAGGCUGAUGCUAUUAGCAUCGAGUCAUGCGAGAAGGCCACAGAUUGAACCCCGCCGGUAUGGCCCUCGAGCGUCUGGAUGUAUUGACUCCAGUUACGCCCUACCUUUGGCUUAAGGUGUAUCCAUGUAGCCCUAUCCUCAAAGACGGUUCUUAUUUUACUGGCCUUUGGUGUAAAUAUAAUGAGGGAGGAAUAUAUCUGAAGAAUAGUUGUGUUUAUUAUGGGCAUAUUAGUACGUAGAAAGCGGGUUGCAUCGUCGAGGAAGUGCGAGAGCUCUAUACUACUUUCGGACUAAAUUGUGGUGAGCCAGCGGGUAGCUAUAAUGCUAAGGAUAUUUUACUCACCAUAAGUCGUGAUUGCAAUGUCUUGAUAAGACUUAAACUCUCUGUAGCCCUACCUAUCAGGGCCAACGCUUCUAUCCAAUGGAGGAAAUGUAGUAUCAAAAAUUCAUGGGGUUUUGUACCAUCCGCAAUAAAAGUAUCGGCCUUUUCCACGUGAUGCACCCAAUAAAGACAUGCAUAUUGUACCCCUGGCGGUAGAUAGGUGUCAAUUCUCUGAGAGCUUAUGGCUGAACGAGGUGUACCUGGAGCUUUUAUCUCACAAAUGUCUUGCUUGAGACAUUCACUAAGAAUACGCAGACAGUUGCCUGCCAUGUCGCUGUGCGUUUGCUUCUCGUUAAUCCAGAAUGGGUUUAUUUCGCUCUUAUUAGGAUCCACGAGGAAGUCUCGGAACGACAAAUGCAAUAGCCUAACAGGAGACAAAGUAGAUACCGGGACGCUUAGGACUGAAUGAAGCAUAUCCAAUUUGACGUCAAUAGUCUGUCUGGAAAUGUUAAGUAAUUGGGCUAGAGCAGACGUUGGCAACGGGCUUGCGAGAAUGAUAAUUGGGCCGACAACUUUACGGAACUGUUGAAGUACCUUUUCCCGUUGAGUAUCAGAUAAGCCGGUGAUCAUUUUGUUUAAGACAGGCAUAUAUGUUGCAUCCAGUUGUUCCAAUUGUAAUCCGUUAUUUGACUGAAAAUCUAAGAUUUCCUUGAGUUUCUCGUCGGGGACACCACAUCUGCGAUCUGAAACAAAGCGGCAAACAGUGGCGGCAAAAAUAAAGAGUGGAACAGCCAUCUUAGCCAGACACUGGAUGUCGGAUAGGCUAGGCCAGCCUGUAGCAAGUUGUCGGUCCUGCGAUACUGAACUAUUAUACUCGUCUCGAAUUUCUGCAAGCUCAUGUUCUAAGAAAGUGAAGAUGUCGCGCUCAACCACGGGUUCAGGCAUUUCAUGCAAGACUAUACCCUGAUAAGUACCUUCAAUUGCCUUAAACCCAAGGCGAAGCGGCAGCUCAGGUCGGCUGGUAAGAAAGACUUUUAUUUGUCCAGAUUGUCUAGUCGUGUUGCGAGAAAACAGGUGAAUCAUGAGCCUUAUAUUUUCAUCACGUUCACAUUCAUCCAGUGCAUCAACGACAAUGACUGUAGGGCUAUCUUUCCUUGCCUCUGUUAUGCUUCUUGAUAGCGGUUGCAGGAAGAGCUUAUCGAACUGCUCACGAGCGUUCUUCAUUGGCGUAGAAGGAUCCGCGUCGAGGGCCUCUUUGAUGUGGGACGCGGUGGCUGGUUCUCUUACUGCUAGAUCAGCCGCAAUUGUUGUGAAGAACUUGGCCAGGCUUCCACGAUCGGCUUCUCCUCUCUUGAAGAAGAAGCUAGCACCAAGGUGGCCUCUAUCUGCAAAUGACUGUGCGACGGUGCGAGAGAUUGUAGACUUUCCCGUCCCUGCCAUUCCGUUGAGCCAGAAGAUGGAUUCCGCGCAUGGAUCCUCAACCCAAGCUUGUAUUUGGCGGAGUAAUUCGAUUCGUGUGUUUUCCAAGCAGGUCUGGUUGUGUUCUUCGGCGUGAGAGUCGAAGGAGGCACCUUCAGCGAUAGGGAGGCGGUCAAGCACCAUCCUCUGCUGACCAUUAAGUAUGGUUGUGCUAAUUGGACGGCGGUUAGUUAAAUAGGUUGUGAGGGAAAAGGUUGCCGCCUU
This is a messenger RNA of [Torrubiella] hemipterigena, 6636 nucleotides long. The record is from the annotation of a GenBank genome assembly. Lineage: Eukaryota; Fungi; Ascomycota; Sordariomycetes; Hypocreales; Clavicipitaceae.